AUGAAAGGCUUAUAUUUUCAACAGAAUUCUACAAAUGAAGAAAUCACAUUUGUAUUUCAAGAAAGGGAAAACCUUCCUGUUACAGAAGACAAUUUUGUGAAACUUCAAGUUAAAGCUUGUGCUCUGAGCCAGAUAAACACAAAGCUUCUGGCAGAAAUGAAGAUGGAGAAAGAUUUCUAUCCUGUUGGGAGAGAAAUUGCUGGAGUUGUAUUAGAUGUCAUAUUUCAAUUAUCUUUCUUAAAUGUUUCAUUUCCAUUUUCAGGCAUUUUACCCCUGGAUUCUGAAGACCCUGGGCUGUGUGAAGUCAUUAGAGUGCAUGAGCAUUAUUUGGUUCAUAAACCAGAAAAGGUUACAUGGAUAGAAGCAGCUGGAACCAUUCGUGAUGGAGUACAAGCCUAUACUGCUCUACAUUAUCUUUCUCAUCUCUCUCCUGGCAAAUCAGUGCUGAUAAUGGAUGGAGCAAGUGCAUUUGGUACAAUAGCUAUUCAGUUAGCGCACCAUCGAGGAGCGAAAGUGAUUUCAACAGCAUACAGCCUUGAAGACAAGCAAUGCCUUGAGAGAUUUAGACCGACUAUAGCCCGAGUGGUCGAUGUAUCUAAUGGCAAAGUCCAUGUUGCUGAAAGCUGUUUAGAAGAAACAGGUGGCCUAGGAAUAGACAUUGUCCUAGAUGCUGGAGUGAGAUUAUAUGGUAAAGAUGAUGAACCUGCUAAGAAGCAACAACUUCUGCCACAUAAACACGAUAUCAUCACACUUCUAGGUGUUGGAGGCCACUGGGUAACAAGAGAAGAAAACCUUCAGUUGGAUCCUCCAGACAGCCACUGCCUUUUCCUCAAAGGAGCAACAGUGUCUUUCCUUAACGAUGAAGUUUGGAAUUUGUCAAAUGCACAACAAGGAAAAUAUCUUUGUAUCUUAAAAGAUGUUAUGGAGAAGUUAUCAACCGGUAUUUUUAGACCUCAAUUGGAUGAGCCCAUUCCACUGUAUGAGGCAAAAGUUUCCAUGGAAGUUAUUCAAAAAAAUCAAGAAAGAAAAAAGCAAGUUGUUCAAUUUUAA
This is a messenger RNA of Elephantulus edwardii (Cape elephant shrew), 1050 nucleotides long. It is a transcript of the gene CRYZL1, whose product is annotated as crystallin, zeta (quinone reductase)-like 1. Gene Ontology annotation, molecular function: oxidoreductase activity. The coding region runs from base 1 to 1050 and encodes 349 amino acids. The transcript is spliced from 11 exons. Lineage: Eukaryota; Metazoa; Chordata; Mammalia; Macroscelidea; Macroscelididae. The record is from RefSeq and is a predicted model, not a curated record.